AUUCCAGGGAAUGCAAGAGAACGUGCUAAUUGUGAUAUAUUUACUUCUGAUUCACGUCCAAGCGCUUCCUUUUCGAAUCGACAACGUUCGGUUCUCCACCGGGCAGAAACCCCGACCAGAUGGUCCACGACGUGAAAGACCUACUCGUUCAACUGUUACUUUCGACAAACAUGGACCGAUUCGAGGCUUGAAGUUUAAUGGGACAGCUGGUCAGGAGCUAUCACUCAGCAUGGCCAUGCUGGACAAAAUAUGGAAGCCAGAUACGUAUUUCUGGAAUGGCGCACGCUCCUACACACACAGUAUAACGACCAGCAACUGCCUUGUUAGAUUGCAUCCGGAUGGUACAGUUCUGUACAGCAGCAGGCUCACUAUCAA
This is a messenger RNA of Ostertagia ostertagi, 375 nucleotides long. The record is from the annotation of a GenBank genome assembly. Lineage: Eukaryota; Metazoa; Nematoda; Chromadorea; Rhabditida; Trichostrongylidae.